AUGGCAGUCUAUAGAAUUGCAAUUGGGUCGCCUAGAGAGGCUAGCAAUCCUGCUGCAAUCAGAGCAGCAUUUGCAGAGUUUUUCUCUAUGCUCAUUUUUGUCUUUGCAGGACAAGGCUCUGGCAUGGCCUAUAGCAAACUUACCGGCAAUGGACCGGCAACUCCUGGCGGUCUCGUAGUUGCAUCAUUGUCUCAUACAUUUGGGCUUUUUGUGGCGGUUGCUGUGGGGGCGAACAUUUCUGGUGGUCAUGUCAACCCUGCAGUCACAUUUGGUGCUUUCAUAGGAGGAAACAUAACCCUCUUGAGAAGUAUUUUGUAUUGGAUUGCACAGUUGUUGGGUUCAGUUGUUGCUUGCAUUCUUCUCAAGGUUGCUACUGGUGGAAUGGAAACAUCAGCUUUCUCUUUGUCUUCUGGUGUGUCAGUGUGGAAUGCACUGGUUUUUGAGAUUGUGAUGACUUUUGGCUUGGUACACACAGUUUAUGCUACUACAGUGGACCCAAAGAAGGGGAAUGUGGGUGUUAUUGGCCCAAUAGCAAUUGGAUCCAUAGUGGGUGCCAACAUCUUGGUUGGUGGGGCUUUUGAUGGAGCAUCCAUGAACCCAGCUGUGUGUUUUGGGCCAGCAUUGAUUAACUGGUCAUGGACUCAUCACUGGGUCUAUUGGCUUGGCCCAUUCAUUGGUUCAGCUACUGCUGCCAUUCUCUAUGAUAAUAUCUUCAUUGGUGAUGAUGGUCAUGAACCCCUUUCAAAUAGUGAUUUCUAGAAUUCCCCCCCGUAUUUAUGGAUGUAAUCUGGUGCUCUCCAUUUUGAGAAGUGAAAAACUGAAUGAAUGAAACAUUUUAUUUUUUUUAA
Molecule: messenger RNA, 848 nt
Organism: Glycine soja
Lineage: Eukaryota; Viridiplantae; Streptophyta; Magnoliopsida; Fabales; Fabaceae
Product: aquaporin TIP1-3-like
Exons: 3
Coding region: 1-759 (252 amino acids)
Biological process (GO): transmembrane transport; water transport
Cellular component (GO): membrane
Molecular function (GO): water channel activity
Source: RefSeq, a predicted model, not a curated record